GUCUUUUUCCUGCGUGGGGUGAGAUAGUCGGAUCUGCAGCAAAUACUCCGCAUCUUUCAGAUUAAGUGCAUGAUCUCUGAGCCAAUCCGGAGAAGAUGCUCGGAAGAUGAUUGCGAGAUGAGCUUGGUCGCGUUCUCCGUUUGGUGCCAGCACACAAGACAGCGUCUCUGAUCAUGUCCAGAUCGAUUCUACCCCCAUUCUUCGGCCCCGCUCGGAAUUAGUAGCUGCGAUUGUUCGACGGGAAUCAAGACAAGACAGACGGAGGGACCUGAUCACUACCUACUGAUCGGGAUCUAUAAAGCCAUCACCAAAGAACACCCGAGUCGUCAAUUUCAUACCUGCAGACCAACGAAACACCUCAUUCUCAUACUCCUUCCUUUUUCCUCGUCUCCUGCAAUCUUUAUCAGUCGAUUUCGAACGCAACCGUAAUCAUGGGCCAGUGGCAAAUGCGCCGCAAUGUCCCCUCAGACGAUGACUGGCGGGCAUACGAGAAGCGGCUGGCCGAAAAGGAAGCCGAGUUCAAGGGCCCGGGCACAAUGCCGGACCAUGUCAAAUGGAAGGACGACGAAUGGGCGCGCUGGCUUGCGAUCGAGAAGAAGCUCAAAGAUAUGACGGCCGCGCUGCCCAAGGAGCGCAAGGCUAUGCUGACUGCGGAGACUACGGCGGUGAUCAACGAGAGUUACCAACCUUCGGAGGGCAAGGAGAAGCCUUCUCCGGAGGCCGUUCAGCAGGUCGCCGAAAUGCUCACGGACUAUGUCAUUGCCUUCAAGCGCAUGCCCGAGGAGUUCAAGCUGUUCGACGAUGAUGAGCAGGAAAGAAUCAUGCAAAACAACUCCGAGGAGCUGCGGCGAUGGCCGGCGCCGCUAUUCACGAACUACUCGGAGGAGGACGAUCGGUGGGAGAUUUUUUGCAGCGGCUGUACCUGGAGCACCUGCGGAACAUCGGCUACUACGGAGAGUGGCUGAACUAUCAUUUCGCCGACCUCUAUUACUUGACCCUGCACCCGAAAACCUUCUCCAAAGGCCUUACCUACCUUAUCGACACGGACACCGAGCGUCUGAUCGCCCUGCACGACUUGUGGGAGAAUCUGAGUCCCUGGCUCAAAAAGCCGUCGAAUAUAUGCGAGUGGAGGAGAAAGUACAAGCUCGAUCCAGGGGAUGAGAAGGAAGACCCCACCGGCAAGAGCGCCUGCGACCAGAUGGAGUCAUACAGUUUCGACUUCAAGACCGACCGGCCACUGUUGGAGGGCAAGGAGAAACAGACCCAGAGAAAGAUGCUCUACUGGUUCUCGCAACAGAAAUGGUACAAUAAGCCUCAGAUAAUCUGGGAAAGGCUGGACAUCCAAAAGGCGAUCUUCGAGGC
Messenger RNA from Aspergillus fijiensis CBS 313.89, 1362 nucleotides. RefSeq lists its product as uncharacterized. Lineage: Eukaryota; Fungi; Ascomycota; Eurotiomycetes; Eurotiales; Aspergillaceae. Bases 432 to 965 code for a protein of 177 amino acids. The transcript is spliced from 2 exons. The record is from RefSeq and is a predicted model, not a curated record.